AUGGACGGUUUAAUUGACACUCAAAUUAACGGAGGUUUUGGCAUAGAUUUCACCUCUAGCAUCAAUGUUCAAGAGGACAUUAGUGUUUUCCGAAAAAAAAUUGUCGAACACGGCGUCACGUCGAUUGUGCCAACUGUCAUAAGUUCGAAAAGCGAGAAUUAUAAACGCUUGCUUCAGUAUAACUGGAUUGAGCAAGGUAACGCUGACGUAGGCGCAACAUUGCUUGGGUUACAUCUCGAGGGACCGUUUUUGAGUCCGGAAAAAAAAGGAUGUCACUCUGCAAGCAACAUAGUUCCCAUUCCAUCUUUUAAAAAAGGAGAAGAGCAGAAAGAGGCAUUAGACCUAUUAAAAUUAGUCUACGGGUUAGACUGGUCUCAGAUCAGCAUCGUCACACUUGACGCGUCCAAUGAUUCUUUUUUACACCUUCUGAAAAAUUUACAAAGGCAUGGCAUAAUAGUUAGUAUAGGACAUACAACAGCGACCACUAAACAAAUUUCGCGAGCCAUAGACGAAGGAGCAACGUACCUGACUCACUUGAUGAACGCAAACAGCCCUAUAACAGCUCGCUCAACGAGUGUUGCCGGAGUGGUACGUUUAUUGAAUUACUUUAGAUGUGACCAAGGAGUAAUUAUUGAACAGCCGAUGCCCUUUUUUUACGGAUUAAUUUCUGAUGGCCUGCACGUUUCUGACAUCAACCUGAAACUUCUUUAUAAAUGUUACCCCAAAGGUUGUGUGCUAGUGUCCGACGCUAUUAAAGCAAUGUCGUCCAAAGAAAAAAAUACAACUCUAGGAGACCUCAAUAUAAACAUCAUUGAUGCAGAAAUACCUGCUGCGUACAUCGUGAACACUACGACCCUCGCUGGCUCUGUGCAGAAUUUGUUUGGCUGUUUACUUUAUAUGAUCAAAACAAACAAACACGUGCCUGUGCACGAGGUCAUUGAGUGCGCAACGUCCCAUCCGGCAGAACUUCUAGGACUCAAGAACGUCAAAGGCACUUUAUCGUCUGGUGCUGAUGCCGAUUUUAUUAUUGUGUCACAAGAUUCCGAAACUGGCUCAUACACCGUGGAUGAAACUUGGAUUCAAGGAAAUAAAGCUUGGGCCAAAACUGAAUGUAUCUGA
Dermatophagoides pteronyssinus (European house dust mite) is the source of this 1119-nucleotide messenger RNA. RefSeq names its product N-acetylglucosamine-6-phosphate deacetylase-like. Lineage: Eukaryota; Metazoa; Arthropoda; Arachnida; Sarcoptiformes; Pyroglyphidae. The record is from RefSeq and is a predicted model, not a curated record.